Messenger RNA from Ficedula albicollis (Collared flycatcher), 2287 nucleotides. Its product is annotated as beta-soluble NSF attachment protein. Gene Ontology annotation, biological process: regulation of synaptic vesicle priming; intracellular protein transport; SNARE complex disassembly. Gene Ontology annotation, cellular component: vacuolar membrane; synaptobrevin 2-SNAP-25-syntaxin-1a complex; terminal bouton. Bases 69 to 935 code for a protein of 288 amino acids. The transcript is spliced from 10 exons. Gene Ontology annotation, molecular function: soluble NSF attachment protein activity; syntaxin binding. NCBI's taxonomy places the organism in Eukaryota, Metazoa, Chordata, Aves, Passeriformes, Muscicapidae. The record is from RefSeq and is a predicted model, not a curated record.
GCCGCGCUCCCGGUGCCGCGGCGGCGGAGGAGGAGGAGGAGGAGGAGCAGGGAAAGCAGGGAAAAGCCAUGGACAGCGCCGGCAAGGAGCGGGAGGCCGUGCAGCUGAUGGCGGAGGCCGAGAAGCGGGUCAAGGGCUCGCACUCCUUCCUGCGGGGGCUCUUCGGGGGCAACACCCGGGUGGAGGAGGCCUGUGAGAUGUACACCAGGGCUGCCAACAUGUUCAAGAUCGCCAAAAACUGGAGUGCGGCAGGAAAUGCCUUUUGCCAGGCAGCCAAGCUGCACAUGCAGCUCCAGAGCAAGCACGACUCAGCCACCAGCUUUGUGGAUGCAGGGAAUGCCUACAAAAAAGCAGAUCCACAGGGUAAGGCAGCAGCAUUUGGGAUUGGCCGCUUCACCAUCGCCGCCAAGCACCACAUCACCAUCGCCGAGAUCUACGAGGCCGAGCUGGUGGACAUCGAGAAGGCCAUCGCCCACUACGAGCAGGCCGCCGACUAUUACAAGGGAGAGGAAUCCAACAGCUCGGCCAACAAGUGUCUGCUGAAGGUGGCGGCGUACGCGGCGCAGCUGGAGCAGUACCAGAAAGCCAUCGAGAUCUACGAGCAGGUGGGAACAAACACGAUGGAUAACCCUCUGCUCAAGUACAGCGCCAAGGAAUAUUUCUUCAAAGCUGCCCUGUGCCACUUCAUCGUGGAUGAGCUGAAUGCCAAGCUUGCUCUGGAGAAAUAUGAAGAGAUGUUCCCAGCUUUCACAGAUUCCCGGGAAUGCAAGCUAUUGAAAAAACUGCUGGAAGCUCAUGAGGAGCAGAACAGUGAGGCCUACACUGAGGCAGUGAAGGAAUUCGACUCCAUCUCUCGGCUGGAUCAGUGGCUCACCACGAUGCUGCUGCGCAUCAAGAAAACCAUCCAGGGCGAGGGCGACGGCGACCUCAAGUGACGCCCGCGGGUCCCUCCCGCCUCCCGCCGAGGACUUUUCGGGAAUUCCCGACCCGACCCCGCGCUUUCUUUGGUCGCUUCCUGUGUUUCUUUAGCCCCCCCCCGCGCUCUGUGGUGACGGAUGCCAGGCGGGAGAAGCCCUCGGAGAGGAAUUCCUCCUCCUCCUCCUCCUCCUCCUCCUCCUCCUGCUGCUGCUGCUGCUGGGGUUUGGUCCCGCCCAUCCCGGCGCCUGCACUCGCAGCUCCCGGUUUUCCUGCUCCUCCGUGGAUUCCAGCAUGUCAAUAUUCCAUCCGGGCGCUUCCAGCCCCUCGUGUUCCCACCUUGCCGUUCUCCAGCGUUGGAUUUGGGGGGGGUGUCUGGAAGUGGUGCUAGCCAGAGGCUUUGGGAAUUGGGAAUAUCCUGCGUUCCAGGAGCACCCGGGUCCUGCUUCCACCUUUCUCGGAUUGAUUCUCCGCUUUAGUUCAUCCCUCCACUUCCCAAAUUAUUCCACCUAAGGAAGGAUCUGGUUCUGUAUGUCACCCUCCACAUGUGCCAGGCACAAUCCCUAAAUUCUGACCCCUGGAUCCCACGGGAGCAUCGUUGGAAUUUUGGGUGGCAGGGGGGCACAGUUUGCUUGGGAAGAGUUGAGAAAUUCCUGCAGGAAUUGGUGGAGGUGUGGCUCAGGAGAGAGGAUUGAGCUGCCUGGUUUUUCAGGGAGUUUGUGCAAUGUGUGCACCCUUUGGGAAGAGUGAAGUGGUUCACUAAGGGCUGUUCUGGAGGCUCCAGGCAGCCCCAGCCCCUCUUUCCUCUGGGGAAAGUCAGGUUGGAAUGUUGGGCUUUGGAUAGAGCUUGGCUCGUUGGGCUCUGAAGUUCUGAAAACCAAAAAUCCCCAUCCAUGCCAAAUUCUCCUUGGUUCGGUGUUUUCCCAAUCUCUUUUAUUUCCCACAGCUCCUUGUGUUCAUCCCAAAGAGAGGGAAAAGCCUGGGAUUGGGAGGAGGGGGGGAUCUCCCAGCCCCCUCCAUUCCCCCCCUCAGGAAUGGCUCUGUGUGGGAGCUGGGAUGGGGGAGGCUCCGCUUUCCCCGCUGUUUUUUCCGUUCUGUUGCCCUCCCCCGUGUCUCUGCUGUAGGACAGGAGGAGCAGGAGGGCUGUUACUCCAUCCCUACACCUGGUAGUUGUGUGUGAGUAGCUCCAGCAUGUCCUCUGCUGUACCCAUGGUGAAUUGUGACGGUUCCCAGGUGACAAUUCCGCCACUCCCGCUGUAUCCCCGCCCCACUUCCAUCACUCUCUACUCGGAAAACUCAUUUAAGGAAAUGGCCUUAGCAAGAAUAUCAUGUUUGGUGUGACUCUGUACAUGAAUAAAGUGAAAAUCAUGGA